UCCUCUGGCUGUUUUGCGUGUAUUUGCAAACGUUUGAGGGUUUCUGCAGACACGGUGGCGAACAACGCUUUUAAAAACCCCGUUCCCGUUUGCCGUCCUCUUUUAAAAGUCCCGAGAUUAGGCAGAAAGUUGAGUGCCGGGGUGGGGUGGGGGCACAGAGCGCACCGCCGACCUCCAGGAAAUGAGUAAAGUAGAAAGUGUGCGCAGUGAGCGGCGUCGCUGAGAAUCCGGCGCGUAGGAUGCUGAGAAGAAAGGGACGGCUCUCGAGCUGAGCGCUUGCAGAGUGGGGGAGAGCAACGGGACCUGUGCUGACUACUUAAUCUAACGAAAAGUUUGUCACAGGGCGCAGAAGAGCUUUGCCAUGCCAGCAGGAAUCUUCCGGGUGUGCUUUGUAGUGAUUGCAGCUAUUGUCAACCAUCCUCUCCUCUUCCCUAAGGAGAAUAUCACGGUCCCUGAAAACACAGAGGAGGUCAUCCAGAAAAUGAAAGAGCGGGAGGAGAACCUGAGGCUAGAACGGCUUAAACUGGAGCAGGAGAUAGCAGUGCAAGAAAUGUUAGCCAAGUCUUCAGAAAAGGCCACAGAGGCAGAAGAGCAGUACAUGCAUGAUCCACUCUCUUGGAACUUCUGGACUGCUCUGUCCUUGGUAGUUUUCCUGCUAAUUGAGCUGUGGAGGCAGGACUAUCAAGAAGGGAUGUGGCAAGACUAUAGCAACGAGGAGGAUGAAAAUGCAAUUCUGGGAAAGGCAUUCAAGGGGGUUGUCCUUCCAGAUAAAGUCACAUUAGCUAAUUUCUAUGAAAGAUGCAUCCAGAAUGUGACCAGUGAAAUUGCUAGGAACAGAGAGCUUGUGGAAGGAUUUGCAGAUGACUUACUAGAGGCUCUAAGGAGUGUAUGUAACCGGGAUGCAGACAUGGAAGUGGAGGAAUCCAUAGGAGUGGGAAGCAUGUAUGAAAACUGGAGGGUUCAUAAACCCCUGGCCUGUGACUUUAUUGUCCCUUUUACUCCCCCCGAGCCAUAUUGUUUCCAGUUAGAGACAUGGCAUUCUGGAGAAUCCGUUCCACUAGACAAACAAGGUUAUGGUUUGAUAAAGAUCUGCCGGGCAGAUGAGAACUCAACAGGCUGUAUCUGUGACAAGACAAAGCUGGGGGAAGACCUACUAUGCCUCCUUCAUAGCAAAAUGAAUCAGUCUAGGCACAACAACCAUAUGGAGGACUUACUUUGCUACAAUGACUCUCGCUACCUUGAUGGUGAUCAGGUUAUGACAUGGUUCCAGGUUGCGCUUACCAAGGCAUGGAACAAGAUUUCACACAAGUACGAGUUUAAUCUCACUUUCAGCCUCCUAGAGUCUCCUGGUGCCCUAAAAAUAAAGUUCAGGUCUGGAAAGACCAUUGCCUUCAAUCUUACCCCUGUGGUCCAGUAUGCUGAUUCUGAUGUAUACUUUAUCUCUCACUUCCCAUGCAGUGAUCUGGCAGAGGGUUCCACAUCCAGUAUUCACUGGUUUCUCACAUUUGCAGUGUAUGAGAAGAGGUACAUCCAAUUUGUUUCAAAAAUUCUGCCUGCCAACUCUUGCCACCUAAGCUGUCUCCAGAUUCUGGCCUUCCUUCAUGGAAAGCAGUGCAGUCUAACAGGACCAAGCAGUCUUACGAACUACCACUUGAAAACAGUGAUGUUGCAUUUGCUACAGACCCAUCCCAGUUCAAACUGGGCUUUUGGCUAUCUGGAGGCCAGGCUACAAGACAUGCUUAAAUUCUUGGAGAAAAGCUUGCAAGAAAAGAGGCUUUACCAUUUUUUUAUUGGAAACAGGAACCUGCCAGAGGAACUGGGCAUUCCAGUGGUGUUCCAGAAGGCAGAACCUAUGAACCUUUUCCGCCCCUUUGUAUUGCAACGAAGUUUUUAUAGAAAAACAAUGGACACAUUUCAUGAGAUGCUGAGAAACACGUCUACUUUAAUAAAUGAGUACACCAUGCAUGUCCCCAUGGGACGGGCAACUCCACUAAACAAGGAACUGCUGUAGUAAAACAGUUGUUCGUGGGCUCAAAUCUCUGAAAACUACAACCAAGCAGAUCUCCCCAUUUAGGGAAGACUGAUAAAUAUUUGGGGUGGGGACGGGGGCGUCUGCAAAUGGUUCCAAAGACUCAAAUGCACAUAAGCACAGUGUCUCUAUUCUACCAGUAUUGCUGGCUGAUGUUACCCAGGUUCUAAUGUUUUACCAUUGAGUAUGAUGUUUGCUGGAAUCAUAAGAAGCAAAAAAGAAGCCUGACCUCUAAUUUAUUCUUAAAUUGGCUAAAACAUUGCUUUUCUGCCUCUCGUAACGUUUUAUUCCUUUCAAGACUGAGGCCUGGAUGGAGAUGAUAGAACUAGUAGCGUUUUUUUACCUACAUUUAAAAUUCCCUGUAAAUAGAAAACCAGUACAACAGUGAAGAGUUGCCCUGUUUUGGAAGUUUUCUAUUUGCAUUUUUUUUAAAAACACACAGAACAGAUUGAAGUGCUCCAGUCUGUUCUAAAAUCUCUCAGCCUUUUAAAGCUCAUUCUUCUGCAUUUCCUGACACCCCACCAAAAAUAUCUUUUCAGGUUUCUCAUUAAUAACUUUGAGUUUCUUAUGGUUCUUUUAAGAAACUGGGCAGGGGCAAAACUAUUCCUUGGCACACAGAACUACCUGAUAGAAUACUUCCUAAUGUUCUGAAAAAAGGAAUGGCAAAAAGCAUUCAUUACUCUGCUCCCAGACUGCUAAAUUUACAAUGUACUAUAUAUACUGUGGCCUAUUUUUACAUGUUAAGUUUUAUAAGCAGACCACAUGAGAGAAACAAACUGUGCUUCAUAUUUUCUGAGAGGGUCUAAAUUUAGUGUGCUGCAAGCACAAGAAUAUGUGUCCCAGGUUCCACAAGGGAUGAUGUCCUGGACAGGAAGGCAAAAGUUCAUAUAUUUAGUGUGUAAUGAGGAGGACAAAAUAGAACAGUUGUGUAUUUUUAAAGAUGAUUUUGGAUUAAGGCAAAAUUGCAGCUGUUUUUUAAAAACAAAUAUAAAUAUUUGUGCGAUGGUUUUUCAA
Molecule: messenger RNA, 3043 nt
Organism: Eublepharis macularius
Lineage: Eukaryota; Metazoa; Chordata; Lepidosauria; Squamata; Eublepharidae
Gene: ITPRIP
Product: inositol 1,4,5-trisphosphate receptor interacting protein
Exons: 2
Coding region: 362-2011 (549 amino acids)
Cellular component (GO): membrane
Molecular function (GO): protein kinase inhibitor activity
Source: RefSeq, a predicted model, not a curated record